This is a messenger RNA of Pristis pectinata (smalltooth sawfish), 4130 nucleotides long. RefSeq names its product EYA transcriptional coactivator and phosphatase 4 (gene eya4). Gene Ontology annotation, biological process: multicellular organism development; cell differentiation; positive regulation of DNA repair. Bases 201 to 2117 code for a protein of 638 amino acids. The record is from RefSeq and is a predicted model, not a curated record. Lineage: Eukaryota; Metazoa; Chordata; Chondrichthyes; Rhinopristiformes; Pristidae. Gene Ontology annotation, molecular function: protein tyrosine phosphatase activity. The transcript has 20 exons. Gene Ontology annotation, cellular component: nucleus.
GCAAAACAAAAACAGUCUCCCGUUCACAUCCCCGCCCCCUCGGUCUCUGCUCCGAAGAAGACCUUGGAAAUCAACUAUUUCCAGCAGGACGGUUUGAGGGAAAGAAACUGGAAUUGUAUUGAGGAACAAGUGUACUAUAAUCUGGAGGGGCAGCAAAAGCUUCUGCAAACUAAAAAGAAAGGAAACCAAGGAACCCCCACAUGGAAGACCCACAGGACUUAAAUGAACAAUCGAUAAAGAAAACGCAGCCAGAUUCAGAUGUUACAGAGCCUCAGAACUCCAGGUCUAUGGAAAUGCAGGACCUAGCAAGUCCGCACAGUCGAGUGAGCAGUAGUGAUACUUCUGCUGGCUCAAAACUGGACAAGGCCAGCCUCAGUAACACUUCAAUUAUAUCAAAUGGAACAGCAGGAGAUACCAUGACUAUUUUAAACACUGCAGACUGGUUGCUGGGUUGUAGUACCCCCUCAUCUGCGACAAUGUCUCUUCUUGCAGUCAAAACAGAACCAAUGAGCAGCAGUGACACUGCCACAACAACAGGAGAUGGAUCACUUGACAGUUACACUGGGUCAGUAAUAACAAGUAGUGGCUAUAGUCCAAGAGGAAUACACCAUUAUUCACCACAGCUUUAUCCUUCCAAGCCAUACCCACACAUUCUUUCCACACCAACAGCACAAUCAAUGACGGCUUAUGCUGGACAAACCCAGUAUUCAGGAAUGCAGCAGCCAGCAGUUUAUGCAGCAUAUUCUCAAACGGGCCAGCACUAUGGAUUGCCCACGUAUGGAAUCAAGACAGAAGGGGGACUACCGCAAGGACAAUCUGCAUUGCAGACUGGAUGCCUUAGUUACAGCCCAGGAUUUACUACACCCCAACCAGGCCAAACACCUUAUUCCUAUCAGAUGCAAGGUUCUAGUUUUGCACCAUCCCCGGGUAUAUACGCAAGCAGCAACUCUGUUUCCAAUUCAACAAGCUUCAACAGUUCCCAUCAGGAUUAUCCUGGCUACACUGCAUUUGGCCAAAACCAGUAUGCACAGUAUUAUCCAUCUGCAACAUAUGGUACAUAUAUGACCUCAAAUGAUACUGUUGACGGCACCUCUUCAACAUCAACAACAUACCAGCUACAAGAUCCUCCCAAUAUCCCUGGUCAACCAGCCACAGAUCUUCCUGGAGGGGAAUUUGACACAGUGCAGAGACCAUCAACACCAAUCAAAGACCUGGAUGAGCGAACGUGUAGGAGUUCAGGGUCGAAGUCACGGGGAAGGGGAAGGAAGAAUAAUCCAUCACCACCUCCUGACAACGACUUGGAGCGAGUAUUUGUCUGGGAUCUAGAUGAGACUAUCAUCAUCUUUCAUUCUUUGCUCACAGGAUCGUAUGCACAAAAGUAUGGUAAGGAUCCACCAAUGGCUGUUACACUUGGACUUCGGAUGGAAGAAAUGAUUUUCAACCUGGCUGACACACAUUUAUUUUUCAAUGAUCUAGAGGAAUGUGAUCAAGUUCAUAUAGAUGAUGUGUCCUCUGAUGACAAUGGACAAGAUUUAAGUACCUACAGUUUUGCAACUGAUGGUUUCCAUGCAGCCGCCACCAGUGCAAACCUCUGCUUAGCAACUGGUGUGAGAGGAGGUGUCGAUUGGAUGAGAAAACUAGCCUUCCGUUACAGGCGUGUAAAAGAACUAUAUAACACUUACAAAAACAAUGUAGGAGGAUUACUUGGUCCAGCAAAAAGAGAUGCCUGGCUUCAGUUAAGGGCUGAGGUUGAGGCUCUGACAGAUUCCUGGCUGUCAAAUGCACUUAAAUCACUCUCAAUCAUCAGUUCAAGAAGUAACUGUAUUAAUGUCUUGGUAACUACAACGCAACUUGUACCAGCACUUGCCAAAGUCCUAUUGUACAGCUUAGGUGGUGUUUUCCCCAUUGAAAAUAUUUACAGUGCAACAAAAAUAGGCAAAGAAAGUUGCUUUGAACGAAUUAUGCAAAGGUUUGGCAGAAAAGUAGUAUAUGUUGUUAUUGGGGAUGGUGUAGAAGAAGAACAGGCAGCAAAAAAGCACAAUAUGCCAUUCUGGAGGAUAUCAAGCCACUCUGAUCUGUUGGCUUUGAACCAAGCACUGGAACUUGAAUACUUGUAGCUGCCUUGUGCAGCACAGCCAGAGAUACAAAGUCAACAACUAUUAGCAACCUUUAGGAAUAUGUGAAGUUUCCCUCUGUGAUCUACAGCACCUCUGGCUUCCACAUUUGUCUUAAGAAAUGAAGAGAAUUGAUUUGUCAUGUGAGGCUAUUGAGAAUUCAAACUGCUGAACAGUGACUGGUACAUUGAACCUCUGCAUAAGGAACUAUGUUGGUCUUAGGAAAAUAUUGUUCAUUAUAGAUAAAGUGCAAGUUGUGUGUAUUUUACAACUCUUCAAGUGAUUAUACAAUGCCCAGGAUGCUUGAACAGCUCAUACAAUGAACUAGUUCUUUACGAAACAUGAAGCUGCUUCCAAUGCAUCCGGCAUGAAGUUAUUCAACGGCAUUCCUUGCCAUUGGAUUGUCUCAAUAAUGCAGUGUUUCAAGCAAACUUUAGUCUGCUUAUCCAGGCUGAACCUGCAUUAGAAGUGCACUGGGCUACAUUGACAAUCACAUCUAGACCUGCAGUUUGUGUAACUUAGUUACUGUGAGAGCUUAUACUAAGUUAGCAGCUGGAUUCAAAAACAUAUUGCUUUUAUGAGGAUAGUCACUUUUUGUAAAGCUUGACAAGAAGAAUAUACAUAAACGAUGUGUUGUGCCUUAAAAGAAGACAGUGUUGGUGUGUUACAAUGUAACUUUUGUUCCACAAAUGUGUAGAUAAAUUCUUUGUGAUGAUUAUUUUUUUGAAAUGACCAAAUUAUUAAAAGAAUCAGAAGUAAAAGAUUUCUGCGUUGUAUAAGCAGAGAAGCAAUGUUCCAGGCUGUUGGUCUAAACAGGAAAUUAAAAAUUGGAGAGUUUUUGUGUUUUACUUGGAUUUUAGUGUUUAAUUGUAAAUUACAAUCCUUAAUAAUAUCCAGGAGAAACUUUUUAAUUUAAACUGUGAGGUAAUCUAUUUUAGUCAUUAAGAAACAGCUUGACACUUUUUGACAUUAUGCUAGUUUUAUCAUUUCUGGGAAAUUUCUUAAAAGAAUUUUGGUUUGGGCACUUAUUUGAUUUCAUGCAAGUCUAUAUUUUCUUUAAAUCUGAAAAAUAUACUCCCCCAUCCUCAUUGAAUACAUAUAAACUUCAUCCUAAUUCUCCGCUCCCUGCCUCCUUCCUCCCUCCAUUUGAUGUUUCUGAACAAAAAGGAAUGAAUGCAUAGAUAAGGGUUUUGAUCAAGUUUAAAGGCUUAUUGCAUUUUCACCAACAGAUUCACUCUACAACUGGUAAGUUAUCCAACAUCCCAUGUCAAGAUUUUCUUUCUAAACCAGUAUUGCAAUUACUAGUGUAUUUUAAUGACUUGGUUCAUAAAACAUACCUAUAAAUAAAGCCAAUAUUAAAAGCCUUUAAACUAAAUUUCUCUUAUAUGAAAUAAAUGUAGUUGUGCAUUAUGUAUUUUUACGGCAUUUUGGCAGAUGGGAUAAAGCAUGUUAAGAAAGGGUAAUAGUAGGAUUGCAUUAAAAAGUACUAAAACAUAGCAAUAAAGUUUUUCUAAAUGUAUAAAAUUGCUUCUAUUAUAGCUCAGUUGCACCUUUGUUGAACCUCCCAAGUAUUACCUUAUCAAUUUCUGCAUACAAUCUGACUUUACUGUGUAGCAAUGAGACAGUCCUGUAAUAUUUAGGCUUCUGACAUUUUGUGUCUAUUUAUAUGGAACUUCUGCACAGUUUAAAAGUACCAGCAUUCUGACCUUUAUAUCACACAAGCAUCUCCUUCGUAACUAAAUAAAGAGCAAAUUGUACAUAAUGUAGACUGGGUAUUCUGCCAAUAUGCUGUAACUCCAAUUUCUCCUCAGCUCUGUGUGUGAUUUAGAAUAGGGGAUAUUCAGAGGAUGCACACUACAUUGAUACACCACUCUGAUUGUCUUUGUUCCUACAGAUACCGGCUAUGGGGCUAUAGAAUAAUAUGUAUUGGCCACACAGCAUCGUUUUAGUGGUAACACUAUACUGUUUAUGUUUUUUUUAUUUAUUUUGAUUGUGCUUUCUGAACAUUAAAAUCAA